AUGGCUGUGGUCAUCCGUUUGCAAGGUCUCCCGAUUGUGGCGGGGACCAUGGACAUUCGCCACUUCUUCUCUGGAUUGACCAUCCCUGAUGGGGGCGUGCAUAUUGUAGGGGGUGAACUGGGUGAGGCUUUCAUCGUUUUUGCCACUGAUGAAGAUGCAAGGCUUGGUAUGAUGCGCACAGGUGGUACAAUUAAAGGGUCAAAAGUAACACUGUUGUUGAGUAGUAAAACGGAAAUGCAGAAUAUGAUUGAACUGAGCCGUAGACGUUUUGAAACUGCCAACUUAGAUAUGCCACCAGCAAAUGCUAGUAGAUCGGGACCGCCACCUAGCUCAGGAAUGAGUGGCAGGGUAAACUUGCCAACAACAGUACCCAACUUUAAUAAUCCUUCACCUACUGUAGUUACUGCCGCUACUUCUGUUCAUGAAAGCAACAAAAAUAUACAGACAUUUUCCACAGCCAGCAUAGGAACAGCCCCUCCAAAUAUGGGGGCUUCUUUUGGGAGCCCAACAUUUAGCUCGACCAUUCCAAGCACAGCCUCUCCAAUGAACACAGUCCCACCACCGCCAAUUCCUCCAAUCCCAGCAAUACCGUCUUUGCCACCGAUGCCGUCCAUUCCCCCAAUACCAGUUCCUCCGCCAGUACCUACGUUGCCUCCUGUGCCUCCUGUGCCCCCAAUUCCCCCAGUCCCUUCUGUGCCACCCAUGACCACAUUGCCACCCAUGUCAGGCAUGCCACCCUUGAACCCACCACCUGUGGCACCUCUACCUGCCGGAAUGAAUGGCUCUGGAGCUCCUAUGAAUCUGAACAGUAAUCUGAACCCUCUGUUUAUGGGUCCAUUGAAUCCUGUUAAUCCUAUCCAGAUGAACUCUCAAAACAGUGUGAAGCCACUUUCCAUCAACCCUGAUGAUCUGUAUGUCAGUGUGCAUGGAAUGCCCUUCUCUGCAAUGGAAAAUGAUGUCAGAGAUUUUUUCCAUGGGCUCCGGGUUGAUGCAGUACAUUUGUUGAAAGAUCAUGUAGGUCGUAAUAAUGGGAAUGGAUUGGUUAAAUUUCUUUCUCCUCAAGAUACAUUUGAAGCUUUGAAAAGAAACAGAAUGCUCAUGAUUCAACGGUAUGUGGAAGUUAGCCCUGCCACAGAGAGACAGUGGGUAGCUGCUGGAGGCCAUAUCACUUUUAAGCAAAGUUUGGGACCUUCUGGACAAACCCAUGCACCUCCUCAGACACUUUCCAGGUCAAAAUCAUCCAGUGGACAGAAGAGAUGAAGGUCAAGAUCACCACAGGAGGCUGGUUUUUGUGUUUACUUGAAAGGGUUACCAUUUGAAGCAGAAAACAAGCAUGUUAUUGAUUUUUUUAAAAAGUUAGAUAUUGUGGAAGAUAGUAUUUAUAUAGCUUAUGAACCCAAUGGGAAAGCAACUGGUGAAGGCUUCGUAGAGUUCAGGAAUGAGGCUGACUAUAAGGCUGCUCUGUGUCGCCAUAAACAAUACAUGGGCAAUCGCUUUAUUCAAGUGCACCCAAUUACUAAGAAAGGUAUGCUAGAGAAAAUAGAUAUGAUUAGAAAAAGACUGCAGAACUUCAGCUAUGACCAGAGGGAGAUGAUAUUAAAUCCAGAGGGAGAUGUCAGCUCUGCCAAAGUCUGUGCCCACAUAACAAAUAUUCCAUUCAGCAUUACCAAGAUGGAUGUUCUUCAGUUCCUGGAGGGAAUUCCAGUGGAUGAAAAUGCUGUACAUGUUCUUGUUGAUAACAAUGGGCAAGGUCUAGGACAGGCAUUGAUUCAGUUUAAGAAUGAAGAUGAUGCACGUAAGUCUGAACGCUUACACUGUAAAAAACUUAAUGGGAGAGAAGCUUUUGUCCAUGUAGUUACCCUAGAAGACAUGAGAGAGAUUGAAAAAAAUCCCCCAGUCCAAGGAAAAAAGGUAUUAAAGAUGCCUGUGCCAGGUAAUCCUCCAGUUCCAGGAAUGCCUGGCUCUGGAAUGCCUGGCUCUGGGAUGCCUGGCUCUGGGAUGCCCGGCUCUGGGAUGCCUGGCUCUGGGAUGCCCGGCUCUGGGAUGCCUGGCUCUGGGAUGCCCGGCACGGGAAUGCCUGGUGCCAGAAUACCUGGUGCAGGAAUACCUGGCACCGGAAUGCCUGGUCCGGGGAUGCCCGGCACGGGAAUGCCUGGUGUAGGAAUGCCUGGUGUAGGAGGUGAAGAGCAUGCUUUCCUGACAGUAGGAUCAAAGGAGGCCAACAAUCGGCCUCCAUUUAACUUUCCUGGUAAUUUUGGUGGGUCAAACGCCUUUGGGCCACCACUCCCUCCUCCAGGAUUAGGAGGGGCCUUUGGUGAUAAUAGACCUGGUAUGCCUUUUGUGGGAAACAGUGGUUUGCCUGGUCUAGGACUGGAUGUUCCAGGUUUUGGAAGUGGACCAAAUAAUUUAAGUGGGCCUUCAGGAUUUGGAGGGGGCCCUCAGAAUUUUGGAAAUGGCCCUGGUAGUUUAGGUGGCCCCCCUAACUUUGGAAGUGGUCCUCCUGGUCUUGGAAAUGCCCCAGGGCACUUGAGUGGGCCACCAGCCUUUGGGCCUGGACCUGGACCUGGACCUGGCCCAAUCCACAUUGGGGGCCCCCCUGGCUUUGGAUCUAGUUCUGGAAAACCAGGACCCACAGUCAUUAAAGUACAGAAUAUGCCCUUCACUGUGUCUAUUGAUGAGAUUUUAGAUUUUUUCUAUGGCUAUCAAGUAAUCCCAGGCUCAGUGUGUUUAAAAUACAAUGAAAAAGGUAUGCCCACAGGUGAAGCUAUGGUGGCCUUUGAGUCUCGUGAUGAAGCCACAGCUGCUGUCAUUGAUUUAAAUGAUAGGCCUAUAGGGUCAAGGAAAGUAAAACUUAUAUUAGGAUAG
This is a messenger RNA of Chrysochloris asiatica (Cape golden mole), 2865 nucleotides long. It is a transcript of the gene RBM12, whose product is annotated as RNA binding motif protein 12. NCBI's taxonomy places the organism in Eukaryota, Metazoa, Chordata, Mammalia, Afrosoricida, Chrysochloridae. The transcript has a single exon. Gene Ontology annotation, biological process: regulation of RNA splicing. The record is from RefSeq and is a predicted model, not a curated record. Gene Ontology annotation, molecular function: RNA binding. Gene Ontology annotation, cellular component: ribonucleoprotein complex; nucleoplasm.